AGUUCGCUGCGGGUUUUCUGAUGAAAAACAUUUGAAAUUUUGAUGUUCGUUGGUUAUUUCGCUGUAUAGUAACGGUUUAAUUACACAGAAAAAAGUGUAGAGAAAAAAAUUCAAAAAAUUAAUAGAAAAUGAAAAUUCUUUUGUUCUAAUAAUUUAUCAAUCUUUGUUCAGCUCAAUUUUGAGGUGUAUAUCAACGACAAAAUAAAAAGUGUUGAGCAAAGACAUUAGAACCAAUAGAAAAUCAUUUGGAUUUUGUGGAUGUUAAAACUUUGUUGGAUAUUCAAAUAAAAAUCGUUUUUCUACCCUUGACUGAUGAUAUUACGUGUAUGAUGUGAUAGGUGGAUAUUUUAUGAACAAUUCUAAUGAUUUAUUGGUUCGGAAACAUUCAACCGAAAAAUAGAGAAUAUUACGUAAAAGUAUCAAAGGGCAAACAUUCGGAAAAUUUCUGCAAUAAUUUUCAUACGGUUUUCAUUGUAUGUACUUCUUCCCAUGUUAAUUAAAACAAAAACAAAAAAAAACUUUUAUUAAUUUCGAAAGAAUUAAAUAUAAACAUUGUUUUCGUUGACGUUGACACACAAUUUGGUCAAAUAAUUUUUUGUUUAAAAAAAAACAUCAUUAUAGUGAGACUAAAAUAGACUGUCGAAAAAAAUAUACAAUUUACCCACUUAUAUGCUCGUAAUAAAAUUUUUGCGUGUGAUUUUGGUGCCAGGAUUACUCAUACAUAGUUAAAAACCACUGACCGACCAGUACUGUGAGGUCGAGUUUUAAUAUUAGAGAAUUGGAACAAAAUCUUAUAUUAAUAUAAAAAAAUUUGUGUACACGCACAUCGAGACGUGUGGAUUUUUUUCGGUGCUUUUCUUUUCUUUUCGACCAUUUUAUUUAUUCGUCAAGGCUUACGUUUAACAUAAAACUGUUUUGUACAUAAAGGACUACCGCAGCCGUAUACGAAAAGCGAAGAAAAGUUUCUUUGAUUAUGUUGAAGGAUUUACUAAAAAUACGAAAUUAACUUGCGCAAAGUGAACAACAGACUCAUUGGAACAGUGAAUUUUUUACGCUUAGUGAGAAAGAAUAAUUUGUCAAAGUUAAAGUGUACGCCAAAACACAGUUCAACAAAACAAUAGACAAAGCGUUAAAAUAUACGAAAACAAAACAAAAAAAAAUAAAAGUUUUAACACUAAAAUAAUUCUAGAAAUUAUAAAAAAUUAAAAAAAAGAAGAAGAAAUAUUGAAGUGAAGUUUUUACAUAGAAUUUCGUUUUAUUAUUUUAGUUCUUAACUUUUCGAGCUGUAUUGUGUUUCAAAACUUUUCCAGUUUUUAUUUUUUUCCAAGUUGCAUAAAAAAGCUCUUUAUUACACAUACAUCCAAUGUUCUCUAUGUUACCUUUUUCAAUGUGAUAUUAUACAGCAUAUUCCAGGAAAAAAACAUACCGUGUCGGUGCUUUAACAAUACACGGCAAGGUGGUCGCUUGGAAUAACAGUGAUAUUAUACUAUAUAGAAGAGUUAUAUUUCUACGUUUUUCCUUCGUUUUUUUUUUCGUGGUUAAUAUAAAAUAUAUGGAAAUGUUUUCUCUUUGAUAAAGUUAUGGUCGUCUAAAUGAAAACGAAAAAAAGUGAUACGCAAAUUAUAAAAGUUUUGAAUUUGCUAACUGUAACGUCGACUGUGGAUAUAAGAAGAAACAGCGUUGGAUAUAGAACGAUGUCAUAAUAUGGGUUUCCCGUGCGAGAGAGCGCGUCAAAAGUCAAAAGAAAAAUUAAAACUAACUCAAAGUCAAUCAAAAAUAAACGAACUCGACGACAAUUAUCACAUAAAGGAGACAAUAGAAAAUAAAAUCAAAGUAAAACCGCACAUCCACGAAACGUUCUCAACGACGACACCAGACCUGCAAAACAUUGGAAAUGUAGUUGUUUCAAGAUUUUCGCAAUUGUUGGGCUUUAAUCUUUGCCAUAAACCAACGACCGCUACGACAAACAGCCACCAUUUGGUGCGACAGUCGUUGUGCUUGUAUGCGGCUUCAAGUGUCAUAUUGGCAUUAUGCUAUUUAACGACACCAGUAGCAUCGGAUACACCACAUCCAAUAUUUGCUGAAGGAAAAUCCGACAAAGAAAUAUUAGAUCAUUUGCUUAAAAAUGCACGCUACGAUAAGAGACUUUUACCACCAGUUGACGAUGCGGAUUUUUGCUGCGGUAUGGAUACACCUGAUAAAGCCAAAAACAUAUCUGGGUGGGCACCCGGACGCGCACAAAAUCGUGGAACUUUAACAGUGAAUGUUAGUGUUUUACUGCUUAGUUUAGCAUCACCCGAUGAAUCGAGUUUGAAAUACGAAGUAGAAUUUUUACUACAACAACAAUGGCACGAUCCACGACUGCGAUACGCAAAUCAAUCACAAUAUGAAUAUUUAAAUGCAAUUCAUCAUCAUGAGAACAUUUGGUUACCGGACACCUAUUUCAUCAUGCAUGGUGACUUUAAAGAGCCUAUCGUUCCAAUGCACUUUGCGUUGCGGAUUUAUCGUAACGGAACAAUUAAUUAUUUGAUGAGGCGACAUCUUAUUUUAUCCUGUCAAGGCAGAUUAAAUAUAUUUCCAUUUGAUGAUCCGUUAUGUUCAUUUGCGAUGGAAAGUAUUUCAUACGAGCAAUCUGCCAUUACGUACGUAUGGAAAAACGAUGAAGAUACUUUAAGAAAAAGUCCAUCAUUAACAACGCUCAAUGCUUAUUUAAUACAAAAUGCAACAACUGCGUGUCCAAUCAAGGCUAGUUGGCGUGGAAACUAUAGUUGUCUCAAAGUGGAUCUAAUUUUUACUCGUGAUCGUGCAUUUUAUUUCACAACCGUUUUCAUUCCCGGAAUUAUUUUGGUCACCUCGUCGUUUAUAACAUUUUGGUUGGAAUGGAACGCUGUGCCGGCAAGGUCAAUGAUAGGCAAUUAUAGUUGUCUCAAAGUGGAUCUAAUGUUUACUCGCGAUCGGGCAUUUUAUUUUACUACUGUAUUCAUUCCCGGCAUUAUAUUGGUCACCUCAUCGUUUAUAACAUUUUGGUUGGAAUGGAAUGCCGUACCGGCAAGAGUAAUGAUUGGGGUAACAACAAUGCUGAAUUUUUUCACAACAUCAAACGGCUUUCGAAGCACACUGCCCGUUGUGUCCAAUUUGACUGCAAUGAACGUAUGGGACGGCGUCUGUAUGGGCUUCAUCUAUGCAUCAUUGCUGGAAUUUGUUUGUGUUAACUAUAAUGGUCGGAAACGUCCACAACACAAUGCCAUCUAUCGACCCGGCGAAAAUCCCGUUACACAGCGACUUCCGGCUGUACUAAGCAGAAUUGGGAUUGUUCUCGCGAGUCCUUUGGAAACAAUUGAAUCGGAAUUCAUGGCUGCUCUAUCAUCGGAGAAACAACGUUCCGUUCGUAAAACAAUGAAAUCAUCUACAACAACAGCAAGCCCAUCACAUUUGACAAGUACAACGGAAAAUGAUGUGGAAAUGGGUAAAUCAACGUUAUCACCAGAAAUUCAGCCCAUCAAGCCUCGAAGACGGAAAACGAGUCGUUCAAUUGUUGACGACCAUACAUUCGUUAUUGAUGGAACAUCAGAAACAUUACCGUCAUGCUCUUUAACACAGCCCAAUGAAACAAAAACUGAGGCUGAAAUAAUAUCCUCAUCAUCACCACCAGAUGUGGCAACAAUGACCGCACGAAGACGUGCUAUUGAUGAACUAGCCGUAGAAAAUAUUGAAUUAAGCCGACUAAUGGAUAGCGUUUUCCCGGGUGAAAAGAAACGAGACGCUGGUGGAACAAAUGAAAUAGUAGCCUGUACUAAUUGCGGAGGCGGGUCGAAUCCAUGUACACAUUCAGCAAAUAAUGGAUGCGCUACAGAGACUUGCUUCGUACCAGUACGUAAAAAAGAGCGACCACAUCCAAUAAGAGUGGCUAAAACCAUAGACUACAUUGCUCGCAUAACAUUUCCAUCGGCCUACGCUAUAUUUUUAAUAUUUUUCUUUAUUCACUAUAAAGGUUUCUCCUAGUUGUGGUAUGGGCAUCCUAAUUAAGAUAUUGCAUAAGGCUAUUUACGUCAUCACCUUCAUAUUUUGAUGAAAAUAAAAAGCGGAGACAGAGAUUUUUUUUCAACAUGUGCUAAGCACAUAAAUUGGAAUUUGACAAAUAAAUAAAGUGACAUCGAUGUUGAUGAACAUGACAAACAACUGAAUA
This is a messenger RNA of Bradysia coprophila, 4186 nucleotides long. It is a transcript of the gene pHCl-1, whose product is annotated as pH-sensitive chloride channel 1. Gene Ontology annotation, biological process: monoatomic ion transmembrane transport. Gene Ontology annotation, molecular function: transmembrane signaling receptor activity; extracellular ligand-gated monoatomic ion channel activity. Gene Ontology annotation, cellular component: membrane. NCBI's taxonomy places the organism in Eukaryota, Metazoa, Arthropoda, Insecta, Diptera, Sciaridae. The record is from RefSeq and is a predicted model, not a curated record.